Messenger RNA from Closterium sp. NIES-65, 2493 nucleotides. The record is from the annotation of a GenBank genome assembly. NCBI's taxonomy places the organism in Eukaryota, Viridiplantae, Streptophyta, Zygnematophyceae, Desmidiales, Closteriaceae.
AUGGACGUGAACGUGGACCUGGACGGGGACGUGGACGUGGACGUGGACGUGGACGUGGACGUGGAGGACGUGGACGUGGACGUGGAGAACUUGGACGUGGACAUGGACCUGAACGUGGACGUGGACGUGGAGGACUUGGACAUGGACAUGGACGUGGACGUGGACGUGGACAUGGACGUGGACGUGGACGUGGACGUGGACCUGGACGUGGACAUGGACGUGGACGUGGACGUGGACGUGGACGUGGACGUGGACGUGGACGUGGAGGUGGACGUGGACGUGGACAUGGAGGUGGACGUGGACGUGGACGUGGACGUGGACGUGGACGUGGACGUGGAAGUGGACGUGGACGUGGACGACGUGGACGUGGACGUGGACGUGGACGUGGACGUGGACGUGGAGGACGUGGACGUGGACGUGGACGUGGAGAACUUGGACGUGGACAUGGACGUGAACGUGGACGUGGACGUGGACGUGGAGGACUUGGACGUGGACAUGGACGUGGACGUGGACGUGGACAUGGACGUGGACGUGGACGUGGACGUGGACGUGGACGUGGACAUGGACGUGGACGUGGACGUGGACGUGGACGUGGACGUGGACCUGGACAUGGACGUGGACAUGGACGUGGACGUGGACGUGGACGUGGACGUGGACAUGGACGUGGACAUGGACGUGGACGUGGACGUGGACGUGGACGUGGACAUGGACGUGGACGUAGACGUAGACGUGGACGUGGACGUGGACAUGGACGUGGACGUGGACGUGGACGUGGACGUGGAGGACGUGGACGUGGACGUGGACGUGGACGUGGAGGACGUGGACGUGGAGAACUUGGACGUGGACAUGGACGUGAACGUGGACGUGGACGUGGAGGACUUGGACGUGGACAUGGACGUGGACAACUUGGACGUAGACUUGGACGUGAACGUGGACGUGGACGUGGACGUGGAGGACUUGGACGUGGACAUGGACGUGGACGUGGACGUGGACAUGGACGUGGACGUGGACGUGGACGUGGACGUGGACGUGGACAUGGACGUGGACGUGGACGUGGACGUGGACGUGUGGACGUGGACAUGGACGUGGACGUGGACAUGGUCACGUGGACAUGGACGUGGACGUGGACAUGGACGUGGACGUGGACGUGGACGUGGACGUGGAGAACUUGGACGUGGACAUGGACGUGAACGUGGACCUGGACGUGGACAUGGACGUGGACGUGGACGUGGACGUGGACGUGGACAUGGACGUGGAGGUGGACGUGGACGUGGAGGUGGACGUGGAGUGGACGUGGACGUGGACGUGGACGUGGACGUGGACGUGGACGUGGACGUGGACAUGGACGUGGACAUGGACGUGGACGUGGACGUGGACGUGGACAUGGACGUGGACGUAGACGUAGACGUGGACGUGGACAUGGACGUGGACGUGGACGUGGACGUGGACGUGGAGGACGUGGACGUGGACGUGGACGUGGACGUGGACGUGGAGAACUUGGACGUGGACAUGGACGUGAACGUGGACGUGGACGUGGACGUGGAGGACUUGGACGUGGACAUGGACGUGGACGUGGAGUGGACGUGGACGUGGACGUGGACUGGACGUGGAGUGGACGUGGACGUGGACAUGGACGUGGACGUGGACGUGGACGUGGACGUGGACGUGGACGUGGAGGACGUGGACGUGGACGUGGACGUGGACGUGGAGAACUUGGACGUGGACAUGGACGUGAACGUGGACGUGGACAUCGACGUGGAGGACAUGGACGUGGACAUGGACGUGGACGACUUGGACGUGGACGUGGACGUGGACGUGGACGUGGACGUGGACGUGGACGUGGACAUGGACGUGGACGUGGACGUGGACGUGGACGUGGACGUGGACGUGGACGUGGACGUGGACGUGGACAUGGACGUGGACAUGGUCGUCGACGUGGACGUGGACGUGGACGUGGACAUGGACGUGGACGUGAACAAGACGUGGACACGUGGACGUGGAGAACUUGGACGUGGACAUGGACGUGAACGUGGACCUGGACGUGGACAUGGACGUGGACGUGGACGUGGACGUGGACGUGGACGUGGACGUGUACGUGGAGGUGGACGUGGACGUGGAGGUGGACGUGGAGUGGACGUGGACGUGGACGUGGACGUGGACGUGGACGUGGACGUGGACGUGGACGUGGACAUGGACGUGGACAUGGACGUGGACGUGGACGUGGACGUGGACAUGGACGUGGACGUGGACGUGGACAUGGACGUGGACGUGGACGUGGACGUGGACGUGGAGGACGUGGACGUGGACGUGGAGGACGUGGACGUGGACGUGGACGUGGACGUGGAGAACUUGGACGUGGACAUGGACGUGAACGUGGACGUGGACGUGGAGGACUUGGACGUGGACAUGGACGUGGACGUGGGGUGGACGUGGACGUGGACGUGGACGUUGACGUGGACGUGGACGUGGACAUGGACGUGGACGUGGACGUGA